CCAAGCUGCACCGACGGCAGAACUAUUACUCCUCGCAGUGCUACUAAGGGCGCAAUAAGAGAUUGCAGCCACGAGCAUACUUGCGUACAAACUAGGUCUUUUUCCCUACAAGCCAUUCCAGUUGUAUCACUUCGCCACUCUCCUACCCUUACUCUCCUCUAUCUCGAAAACAUGUCGCUGUCUCCCUUCCGAGGUGGCAAGCCUCCGCCUAGAACCUUCAACCCAGAGCAAGACAUCCCUGAUCUCAGCGGCAAAGUCGUGCUCGUGACCGGUGGUAACGCAGGCAUCGGUGCCGCAACCGUACGUGCGCUGGUGCCACACAACCCGACCAUCUAUCUCUGUGCUCGGAAUAUAUCCUCCGCGGAAGCGCUCGUGGACGAGAUCAAGCAGAAGCAGCCCAAGGCGAACAUUACCAUCCUGAAGCUGGACCUGGGCUCAUUUGACAGCAUCAAGGCAUGCGCCCACGCGUUCAACACCCAAGCGGACCGUCUCGACAUCCUGUUCCUCAACGCGGGCAUCUCCGCAACAGCGCCAACCGUGACCCAGGAAGGGUACGAGCAACAAUUCGGCGUGAACCACAUGGGCCAUGCCCUCCUGACGCAGCUACUCCUUCCGAAAAUGCUGCACACCCUUCGACGCCAACCCGAUGCCGACCUGCGCAUCCACGUCACCGCCUCCAUCGGAGCGCACGUCUUCGCGCCCAAGGAAGGUCUGAAGCUCGAAGACAUGCACAAGCCCGAUGCCCUCUCGCACGGCAUGUCGCGCUACGGCCAUUCAAAGCUGGCCAACAUUCUCUUCGCACGCAAGCUGGCGCAACAAUACCCCCACAUCACCUCCACCUCGUCGCACCCGGGUACCGUGCGCUCCGAGAUCUGGGCGCGCGCGGACGGGAUGAAGCUGAUGGUACUCUUGCUCGCGCCGGUGGUAUGGUGGACCGGCGUCACGACCGACGAAGGGGCAAAGACGCAGCUAUGGUGCGCCACGGCGCCGCUCAGUGACGGGAUCGACAACGGCCGAUACUACGAGCCCAUCGGCAUCGAGGCUACGGGGAAGAGUGAGAAUGCGAUGAGGCAAGAUCUUGCGGACGCGCUGUGGCAGUGGACGACCGAGGAGCUAGGCAAGCAUGGCGCACCCGGUUGGCCGCAGGCUUGAGACACCGUACGACGAACAAAACCCCC
Messenger RNA from Baudoinia panamericana UAMH 10762, 1178 nucleotides. RefSeq lists its product as uncharacterized. The transcript has 2 exons. The record is from RefSeq and is a predicted model, not a curated record. NCBI's taxonomy places the organism in Eukaryota, Fungi, Ascomycota, Dothideomycetes, Mycosphaerellales, Teratosphaeriaceae. Bases 172 to 1152 code for a protein of 326 amino acids.